GAAAGAUCUGCGAGACGACUGCUUGACUGCGAGGUGUCUGUGCCACGCACAUGGGGCCAUCUAUUCGUACGUCUGAACUCUGAACCUCAUCAAACGAGCGUUGAAUAGCGUUGCACACCAGCGCUUCGUCACAUCGCACACACACAGAGUCUUGAGCGCUUUCCCCUCUGACCAUGACACUGACAUUCUCUGGCUGCGUCCAGUCGAAUGCUGUGCUCGCCUGCCUCAAACACUCACUGGCUUCUCCUAAGAUUACGAGCCGCAGCUCUGACAGCUCCCUACCGUCAGUGCGCUGCUGUCACCCCAAACUCCUCAACUAAUAGACCAGAUAAAUCCUUUCUAUCGGACAUUUGUAGCAGGAAAAGGUCAAGCGCAACGGACAGCGAUAUGUCCCGCGAGAGAGGGUUCAUCAUUAUCGAAGCACCAUUUGCCAUGCACGUCAAUUCAUGGCGCAGGACAGACGAGUCCCUACAAUGCAAUAGGGAAACAGGCUACUCUGCUGUUGUCUUCUUUUGACCCGCCCACGUACUUCCCUCGGAAUUUUGGGUUGAGCUUGCAAUAGAUUCGGCCGGCAUGAACUAUUAUUUCCGUCUCUC
This is a messenger RNA of Colletotrichum godetiae, 596 nucleotides long. RefSeq lists its product as uncharacterized. The coding region runs from base 208 to 516 and encodes 102 amino acids. The transcript has a single exon. NCBI's taxonomy places the organism in Eukaryota, Fungi, Ascomycota, Sordariomycetes, Glomerellales, Glomerellaceae. The record is from RefSeq and is a predicted model, not a curated record.